ACGGCGGUACGUAGUCUCUGCGGCUCGCAAAUCGGCGUGAAUCGGGAGUCAUAAGAUAAAGUGGGAAUUGUACUUCCAAAGGCACACUAAAAGUAUUGCAGCUCUCCAUAAACAUCUAUUUCUUAUCGAAAAAUAUAGUGUACGUGAAAAAUAUCCUACACCAUAAUUGGAAUAUAUUCAAAACUUCUUGAGCUUUGAGAUUCAGUUUAAAAAGUGAACAAAAACGAAAAUGCAUCUUUGGGAUUUCUUAUCAUAAAAUCCUUUCAGCACCACUUUCAACUUGGCUAUAGAGUAAUACAUUAAAUCAAGUGUGGUACAGAUAACCUUUAUAAGAACAGUCUUUUGAUAUGUUGUAUUUCAACUUUCCCAUCAACUUUAAACGACAGAAUCUAGACUGAAAAAAUAAGGAUCCUAUAAAUUAUAACGUUGCACCACACAAACUCCAAGUUGUGGAAUAAAAAAAAGCACCUAAAAUAUAAUGCUAUAAAUAUAUAACACAUAUAAAUAUAUAUAAUAUAACAUAUAACUUUAAAAGUUAUACUUUUAAACAUACUUUAUCUUGUGCUUACAAAAAUAUUACAUCAAAAUAAUAUAACCGUUUUAAAGAGAAGUGUCCCAAAAUGACCAAAUACAAUAGUGGCAGCAGUGAAAUGCCCGCAAAUCACAACAUAAAACAGGAAUACAACAACGGCUAUGGCCAGCAAUCCCAUCCUGGAUAUGGAUUUAGCAGUUAUGGCCAACAUAAUCAGCUAUCCCAUCCCAGCCAGAAUCCGCACCAGACCCUGCAGAAUUUCUUCAGCCGCUUCAAUGCCGUCGGAGAUGCGAGUGCGGGAAAUAAUGGCACUGCUUCGAUCUCCGCCUCCGGAUCGGGAUCCUCCUGCAAUUACAGCCAUGGAAAUCAUCCGGCGGAGUUGGACAAACAGUUGGGCAUGACUAUGACCCCAUCGCCCAUCUACACCACCGACUACGAUGACGAGAACAGCAGUCUCAGUUCCGAGGAGCACGUCCUGGCGCCCCUCGUCUGCUCAUCCGCCCAAUCCUCGAGGCCCUGCCUCACCUGGGCCUGCAAGGCGUGCAAGAAGAAGAGCGUCACCGUGGACCGACGGAAGGCGGCCACCAUGAGGGAGCGACGGAGACUGCGGAAGGUUAACGAGGCCUUUGAGAUCCUCAAGCGACGCACAUCAUCCAAUCCCAACCAGCGGCUGCCCAAGGUCGAGAUAUUGCGCAAUGCCAUCGAGUAUAUUGAGAGCCUGGAGGACUUGUUACAGGAAUCCAAUCCAACACGCGAUGGCGACAACCUGGCGCCCAGUCUAAGCGGCAAAAGCUGCCAGUCCGAUUAUCUGAGCUCUUAUGCCGGUGCCUAUUUAGAAGAUAAACUGAGUUUCUACAAUAAGCACAUGGAGAAAUAUGGCCAGUUUACAGACUUUGAAGGCAAUGCCAAUGGCUCAAGUUUGGACUGUCUGAACCUCAUUGUCCAGAGCAUCAACAAGAGCACCACGAGUCCCAUUCAAAACAAGGCCACGCCCUCGCCUGCUGAUUCCAAGACGCCGCCCACAUCUGGAGCCACUGCACCCACAUCUCUGCACGCGAACUUCAAACGGAAAUGCAGCACUUAGCACUAGGAUUUAAAAAACCCAACUAGGAAAUUGUAAAGCUAUUUUUUAAGAGGAUACACGAGAUACCCAGUGACCCGAAUAGGCCUUAAAUUAUUUGUAUAGCUUUAGCACUUAAUUAAACGGUAAUUGAAAACAGCAA
Molecule: messenger RNA, 1755 nt
Organism: Drosophila subpulchrella
Lineage: Eukaryota; Metazoa; Arthropoda; Insecta; Diptera; Drosophilidae
Gene: nau
Product: myogenic-determination protein
Exons: 5
Coding region: 621-1616 (331 amino acids)
Biological process (GO): muscle organ development; positive regulation of myoblast differentiation; regulation of transcription by RNA polymerase II
Molecular function (GO): protein dimerization activity; DNA-binding transcription factor activity, RNA polymerase II-specific; RNA polymerase II cis-regulatory region sequence-specific DNA binding
Source: RefSeq, a predicted model, not a curated record